UAUGACUACGAGGUCGUAAAUCCGCCAUGUUUUCGCUCCUUAUAGCGGCGUUGCGACAGAGACGGAGACAUGAAUGUAGAAAAUAAUCAUACGGCAGAAACAGAGAGUGAGCAAACGACGAACGGCAACGAGACGAUCACCAUUCAGACAACACUGGGAGAUGAAGAUGAAGAUGUGCAUAAGUGCGGGCGCUGUCAGACCGAGUUUUCAACGCUGGAGGCUUUCAUCCAGCACAAGCUUCAACAAAACUGCAAACGUGUGGAGGCAAACCAAGAGGUUACUGCAGCCAAUGGAAGUUCUUCAGAGGUGAAAACAGCUGAAGGUGCAUCCUCAGAUGAACCAGUGAAGAUCACUAAUGAUGAAAGCAGUAGUACGUUCGGUCGAGGUCGCCGGAAGAAAAUUGUUUCACUCAAAGUCAAUGACCACUCAGAUGGGACCGAAGGAUCCUUAUCUGACAAUGCUGAGAGUGACAAGCCUGUUGUUUACAAAGUCAACCAAGAGGGACGCUACAUUUGCCAACUUUGCGACAAGACAUUUAAAACAACGAACAUCUUGAGAACUCACAUGAAAACUCACAGUGACCAGAAGAACUUCUCAUGUGACCUCUGUGGGACCUCCUUUCGCACAAAAGGCUCCCUGAUUCGUCACAAUCGUCGUCACACUGAUGAACGGCCGUAUCGCUGUACCCUAUGUGGCCAGUCCUUCAGAGAGUCGGGUGCCCUCACCAGACACCUUAAGGCUCUCACACCCUGCACAGAAAAGAUCCGCUUUGUUCAGUACAAGGAGAUCUUGGUCAGCAAAGAUGGAGUGCAAAAAGGAGUUGAAGAUGCAUUGGCCGGCCAGCAGCAGGAGGUAGUGGUUGUGGAGCAACUGCCGGAGGAGGACGAGGAGGAGGAGGAGGAGGAGGAGGAGGAGAUGAUGGUUGAGGCUCAGACUGCUGUGGUCAGUGUGGUAGAGGCUGGUUCCCAAGAGGUCCUCCAUCAGGUCCACUUCACAAUGGAAGUGAAUGGAACAACACAGGAGCAACAGGUAGUAGUGGAGCAGUCUCAGGCUGAAGCCCUGGCCGCAGCUGCAGCAGCAGGCGACAACCUCAUCUGCCAGGCCAUCAUCAACUCUGGCAUUGCACUGGAGACAGAGGAAGCCGUGGUGGAGGAGACCUCACAGACAAUCGAGGACAUCGAUAAAGUGGUUUCUGACUGUCCGGAUGUUGAUGAGAACGUCACUGAGAUCCAGAUUAAAGAAGAGUUUGUGGAGAUGGAAACGGAGGAAGCAGGUGAUGGAGAUGGUCAAAUAUCUUUAAGAACGCACAAGUGUCCACACUGUAGUCGCUCCUUCAAGGGACUAAAUUACUUCCGCUUUCAUGUCAAGGGCCAUUUGGGUUACAAACCUUUUAAGUGCACACUUUGCCAUAAGGAGUUUCUGACUGGUUACCUGCUCAAGAAACACAUGGAAGUUCAUGUCAGUGAGAGGAGGUACAAGUGUGGGGAAUGUGGCAAGUUGUACAAAACCAUCGGGCAUGUACGUGAGCACAUGAGGGCCCACUCUGAUGAAAGACCCUACCGCUGUGCCAGAUGCAACAAGGGGUACAAGACCAAGAAUGCCUUGCAGGUGCAUCAGCGGACCCACGGUGAUGAGAAACCAUAUGUGUGUCAGUUCUGCUUGAGAGGCUUCAGGGAGAAAGGUUCACUGGUGCGACACAUCCGGCAUCACACCGGAGAGAAGCCUUUCAAGUGCCCAAAGUGCGGGCGAGGCUUUGCUGAGCACGGGACUCUCAAUCGGCAUAUGCGAGCGAAAGGAGGCUGCCAGAAGGACGAUUCCAGUGAGCAGCAGGAUGCAGAAACGGAGGAGGAGGCGUCGGUGAACAGCCUCGCUACAGCAGCCAUCAUCUCAGAGGAUCCUCACGCUGUCCUGGUGGAGUUCUCCUCGGUGGUGGCAGACACACAGGAGUACAUCAUCAAGACUCAAACAGAUGAGGAGGUGCAGGAAGAAGAGGUGACACUCAUUCAAGACAGUCAAAAUGAGAUGGGAAACCACAUCAUGAAAGUGGUGCAGCGACUUGUCAGCCAGUCGCAGGCCGCCGGCGGCACAGGCAGCCACCAGAUCAUCGUGCGUAAUGUGGCGAUGAACGAGGAGGGCACUUCCAUCUCUGACUGUGGGGACACCAUCACCAUCGCUACACCCGAGAGCCUGACGGAGCAGGUGGCCAUGACGCUGGCCUCCGCCAUCAGUGACGGAACGCUACUGGCCACGGCGGGCACCGUGGAGACGGCAGACGGAACAGUUACUAUGGUUACAACAGAGGAAGCAGUGGAGCAGGGAAUACAUAUGGUGCAGCAGCAAGAGGAAUAUGUCAUCACCUCCCCAGAGGAGGUGGAGAUUCAGACUGUCAUUGUAUGAUCGACGAGGAUACUGACUAUGGACUGAUACAGUUGGACUGUACCUGUGUAGCCGAUUACUGUAGAGUUUAUAUGAGCGAGAUGUGUGAGAUUUGAUUACAAAACAAAGGCCAAAGUGUUUAUAAGGUUUAUAGUUUUCAGAAAUGUGAGAAACAUUAAGAAAGAGUGUGCAUGAGGAAUAUCAAGGUUUUUUUUUUACUUAAAGGAAGCACUGCAUUCAGUAUGGCUGCUCAUUUUUGAACUUUUAGGUGCAUACGUCUUAAAAGAAUAACUAAGCGGAUUCAUUUAGUAUGAUUUUCAUUUUGUAUGCCUGAACAGAUGCAUAUUUCUUUUCAGGUGGUACAAACUGAACAUGCCAUUGCCUUUUUUUUUAUCUGUUGUUGUAGCCUGGUCUCCUUUCUUUGCUGCAGUCAAAAAAAUGGAACUCUUUUUUUUUUUUACUUUUCCUACCUAAAGCGGCAUCAUUCCAUCGCAGUUGUUCUGCUCUCGGAUGUCUCUGGACGGCUUCAGCCAAGUUUUUGAAACGCUAUUCAUCUUCAAAUUGAAAUGUGAUGCCCUUUGAAGACCCACCGAUCCCAAAACUGUGGCGUGUGCCUGCCAGUUUAAGGCCAUUCAAGGAGAUCAUAAACUGCCAUGGUACAGUGUUAAAUCAUAAUGCAUCUUUAAUCAUGACAGAUACACCAGACACUAAAAUGUGAUCAGUUUACUCGAGCAGAGUUUGCAUCAAAUAAAUGCUAUUUUCGUAUAUA
Molecule: messenger RNA, 3145 nt
Organism: Cottoperca gobio
Lineage: Eukaryota; Metazoa; Chordata; Actinopteri; Perciformes; Bovichtidae
Gene: e4f1
Product: E4F transcription factor 1
Biological process (GO): regulation of transcription by RNA polymerase II
Cellular component (GO): nucleus
Molecular function (GO): DNA-binding transcription factor activity, RNA polymerase II-specific
Source: RefSeq, a predicted model, not a curated record